Molecule: messenger RNA, 2917 nt
Organism: Priapulus caudatus
Lineage: Eukaryota; Metazoa; Priapulida; Priapulimorpha; Priapulimorphida; Priapulidae
Product: oxysterol-binding protein 1-like
Exons: 14
Coding region: 83-2314 (743 amino acids)
Cellular component (GO): membrane; cytosol; intracellular membrane-bounded organelle
Molecular function (GO): sterol binding
Source: RefSeq, a predicted model, not a curated record
GAGGUGACGACAUGAAUCCAUGAUGUGAAACACGUUAACUCUGUUCUCCAAAAGCUGUUUUCUUUCUCAAUUUGUCAAUCAAAUGUCUGCAGUGGUGGAUGUAAAACAUAUACAUGGAGAGCCUGAAUUUAAGGGUUGGUUGUAUAAAUGGACCAACUACUUGAAAGGUUACCAAAAGCGAUGGUUUGUGCUGUCAAAUGGACUACUAUCUUACUACAGGUGGAACGUCUGCGUGCCGCCGUUGGAGAUGGUAAAGUUGCACGUGUCCUCCGUGUGGAUGAAGGCGCCGUGCAGCGAGACGGUGCCGCGACACGUACGUCGCCGGGGGUUCCAACAUGGGACGGGGGAGGGGGACGUCGCCGGGGGCUCCGACAUGGGGUGGGGGAGGGGGACGUCGCCGGGGGCUCAGACACAGGAGGACGACGAGGACGAGAACCCUAAGGAGCCGGCUGAGAAGCAUGAGCUGCAGAGCACGCUUCGUCAGCUCAGCUCCAAGCUCGAGGACCUCAACACGUGCAACGAGCUGAUCGUGAAGCACGGCGCUGCCCUGCAGAGGGCGCUCGGAGACGUCGAGCAGCCGCCGCCGGCGGCAGGGGGCGCCACCUCCGAGCUGCCGCAGAAGGUGAAGGCGAUCAAUGAGCGAGCAACGCUGUUCCGUGUCACCGCCAACGCCAUGAUCAACGCUUGCUCUGAGUACCUGGACCUGGCGUCGUCACAGGGCAAGCGCUGGCAGAGGGCGCUGCAGUACGAGCACGAGCAGCGCAUGCGUCUUGAGGAGAUGGUCGAGCAGCUCGCGAAGCAACACAGCCAUCUGGAGGCGUUCGCGAGGAAGGAAGCCAAGACCAAGCAGGCGGAGAGCAACAAGACGCACCUGGGGCCAGGUGGCAUCGUGUCGGAUGAGGAUGAAGACGAAUUCCAUGAUGCCGUGGAAGACACACAGGUGUUCGAGGUUGAGAUACCCGACCUUCAGCACAGGAGAGAUGGAAGCUCAGUCAGCCUGUCCGCCGGCUCGGAAUUGGACAACGAGAAUGAUUCCGGGUCAGAAAUGGAACCGCGACAGAAGCACACGCGGGCCGUGAUCGUCUCCAUGAAGGGCAGGACGGAAAAGGACGCGGAAAUGGAGAAGGCGGAAUUCGAGGACGCCGGCGACGUUCCGGGCACAGAGAAGAUCGUGAAGCGGAAUCGGCGGCUGCGCAUAGCGGACAAGCCCAACUACAGCCUCAACCUGUGGAGCAUCAUGAAGAACUGCAUCGGAAAGGAGCUGACGAAGAUACCGAUGCCAGUGAGUGAUGCUGGCUGGUUAAUUUAUGCGAGUCCAACCACCGGUGUGGCAUUAAAUUCCGGCCAACAGCACGGUAUUUGUUGUUCAUGCGAAAGCACAGGCUUUACAUUUCUAUUCUAUAUCUCGAGUGUGGGCAUCAUUAGUGCCUAUACCAGAAGCAGGGACUCGGGAGUGGUCAGCCAUCACCCGCCAGCUGUAGCGCAGUACACUGAGGGUCGCGACUGGAUUAUGUACCAAGAGUUUACAAUGUCGAGCAAAUUCCGGGGAAAGUACUUGAACAUAAUCCCGUUAGGAAUAACUCACCUAGAAUUCCCCAAGUCUGGCCAUCGUUACACGUGGCGCAAGGUGAUGACGACUGUGCACAAUAUCAUUGUCGGAAAGUUGUGGAUCGACCAGUCGGGAGAGAUGGACAUUAUCAAUCAUAAAACGAAGGAUAAUUGUCACCUGAAAUACUACGCAUACAGCUAUUUCUCACGCGAACCUCCCAGAAAGGUGACAGGUGUGAUAACGGACGUGGAAGGCAAGGUGCGCCGGGUGCUGUCCGGACACUGGGACGAUAGGAUAGAGGGCGCUAAGGUGCUCGAUACGAAUCCACCGGUGAAGGGCGAUCGGCAGGUGUUAGAGACGGGACCGCCCACGCUGCUGUGGAAGCGCAACUAUCCGACGCCGGAGUCGGCGCGCUACUACUACUUCACGACGCUCGCCGCGCAGAUGAACGAGAUGGAGGAGAACGUUCCACCGACGGACUCGCGGCUGCGGCCGGACCAGCGGGCGAUGGAGGAGUGCCGCUGGGAUGAGGCGAACGACAUUAAGCUGAGGCUGGAGGAGAAGCAGCGCGUGAAGCGCCGCGAGAAGGAGAUGGAGGCAGAGAAAGCGUCCGCCGAAGGCAAGCCAUUCCAGCCGUACGAACCGGUGUGGUUCCGCAAGGAACGGGACCCGUACACCGGCAAUCUGAUCCACAUGUACAAGGGCAUCUACUGGGAGUGCAAGGAGAAGCAAGACUGGAGGGCGUGUCCUGACAUAUUUGUUUAGUGCGCGGGCGGUGGCGUCCGAGCGAGCGAACCACUGCGCAGCCCGUGUGUUGGAGAGAAUGGAGAAACGAAGGCGCGAAGGAAACGACCAAGCACCUCCGUGACGACACCAACAAUGAAUCGUAGGGAAUUGAAAUCGUCUGGCAACCGCUCACAUUCGCUGCGUGCUAAUUGUGAUAUGUCCCCUGAGCCGUGCGCGCGUGUACGCGUCGAUGUACGUGUAUAUGCGUGUGUGUAUGAACCCAAAGCUAGCACUCUGUGGGUACGACGGUUUAGGUUUCUGUUCCAAAUUACGACUCAAAUUCGUUUAGUAUCCUCAUAAAUGAAUUGUCUUAUAUGAAAACUCAUGUCCGAUUGAUGUGCAUCCCACUCAUUAUGUUUCUUAGCGUGGAUCUUACGGUUCACGUGUUAUUCCUAUCCGCUAUUGGCCCAGCAUCUGCUCCUGAUUCACACACACCUGUACUCCCUCGUCAAGUCACACACUCUACCCCUUGCCCUAUCCGUUCAUUCUCACAUAUACUUUUCUUGUCAACUCAAGAGAGAGAGGCAGUGUGAGAGUGUAGUUGAUUGAGAGAGGUAGUGUGAGAGUGUGGGUGGUUGAGAG